UCUCUCUCUCUCUCUCUCUCUCUCUCUGUUGUUUCUCAUCUUAGAAGUUACGACGUUGAAAAGCUCAUCAUCCCCUGUUCUGCAUUUUGAUUCAAAUGGUGUGAUCGGUGAACAACAUCGAUCUUUCCUUCAGAAAAUUUAUUAAAGAAGAAAGGAGAAAAAUGCCACAAGAACUAACGAGAGGAUUAAAGGGUUUGGUGUCCACAAGCAAUGGAGAUUAUGAGCUUGCUCAACGAAAAGCUGAAGAAACAGCCAAGAGAAGGUACCAAGCGGUGGCAUGGCUAAGGAAGAUGGACCAAGGUGCGGCGGAGACACUGCCAGAAAAACCAUCGGAAGAAGAGUUCUGCCUCACCCUCCGCAACGGCCUCAUUCUCUGCAACGUCCUCAACAAAGUCAAUCCCGGUUCAGUUCUCAAGGUGGUUGAGAAUCCUAUCACAUUAGCUAUUCAAUACGCAGAAGGAGCUGCUCAAUCCGCAAUUCAAUAUUUUGAGAACAUGAGGAACUUUCUUAAAGCUGUAGAGGAUAUGCAACUUUUGACAUUUGGAGCUUCUGAUCUUGAAAAGGGAGGCUCGUCGAACAAAGUAGUAGAUUGCAUUUUGUGUUUGAAAGGGUUUUACGAGUGGAAACAAGCAGGUGGAGUUGGAGUAUGGAGGUAUGGAGGAACCGUGAGGAUAGUCUCAUUAAAUCCCAAAGGCUCGUCUUUAACGAGCUUGUUACUUGGUAGCGAAAGUAACACUGAUGAGUCUGUCUCUUUGGACGAAUCCGAGACUUCUCAGUAUGACCAGCUUUUGGAUUUUCUUCACCUCUCUAAUGAGAUCUCAACUGAGGAAUCUGAAACUGCAAUUUCCAUGGCCUUUCUUUUUGAUCAUUUCGCGCUUCAGCUUCUACAUGCUUACCUCAAGGAGAGUGAUGGGAUCAACAAUCUUCCUUUAAAUGAGACGGUGAUCGAUACCUUGCUCAAUAGGGUAGUUAAGGAUUUCUCUGCAAUACUAGUUUCUCAGGGCAAUCAGCUCGGUUCGUUUCUAAGGAAGAUACUGAAAUGUGAUGAUGGGGAUCGAUCAAGAUCAGAGUUUUUAGAAGCAGUCUUCAGAUAUCUUAGACACAGAAAGGAUUUGGUGUCAAAGGAGUUUUCAAAGUUCUGUAAGUGUGGUGGUAAGCCAGAGAUUAUUGGAUCAAGCGUUCGAGAGUUUUCUCCUGCUCAUUCAGAAGCUAUUGGUCUUCAAAAGAAAGAGCUAGAGGAAGUAAAAUCAUGUGUUGUGGAAACGAGAUGCCAAGUUAAACAAAUGCAAUCAGAAUGGCAAGCAGAGCUUCAACGGAUAGUUCAUCACGUUAAGGACAUGGAAGUUACAUCUUCUUCUUACCUCAAGGUCCUAGAGGAAAAUCGCCUACUUUACAAUGAGGUCCAAGAUCUGAAAGGCACCAUUAGAGUCUACUGCAGAGUCAGACCUUUCUUACAAGGAACAAAAGAUAUGCAAUCAACUGUAGAUUAUAUUGGCGAAAAUGGUAAUAUUAUGAUUGUCAAUCCUCUUAAGCAGGAGAAAAAUGCAAGGAAAAUCUUUGCCUUCAACAAAGUAUUUGGACAGAAUGUAUCACAAGAGCAAAUCUACGCGGACACUCAACCGGUAAUAAGGUCCGUUCUUGAUGGAUUCAAUGUUUGCAUCUUUGCGUAUGGACAAACUGGUUCAGGGAAAACAUAUACAAUGAGUGGGCCGGAUCUGAUGACUGAGACAACUUGGGGAGUGAACUACCGAGCUCUACGUGAUCUAUUCCAGCUAUCAAAUGAAAGAACGCAUGUGGUGACUUAUGAAAUUGGAGUCCAAAUGAUUGAAAUAUACAAUGAACAAGUUAGAGAUUUACUAGUCAGUGAUGGUUCUUCAAGAAGGCUAGACAUACGCAAUAAUUCUCAAAUCAAUGGCCUUAAUGUACCUGACGCAAGCCUGGUUCCAGUUUCUAGUACUCAAGAUGUUCUUGAUUUGAUGAGGAUUGGCCAAAAGAACCGUGCAGUAGGCGCCACUGCUUUGAAUGAGAGGAGCAGCCGUUCUCAUAGUGUCUUUACCGUUCAUGUCCAAGGAAAAGAGUUGGCCUCAGACUCCAUUUUAAGAGGCUGCCUUCAUCUAGUGGACUUAGCUGGUAGUGAGAGAGUUGAAAAAUCCGAAGCCGUGGGAGAGAGACUCAAAGAAGCUCAACACAUAAAUAAAUCAUUGUCUGCACUAGGAGAUGUCAUCGCAGCACUUGCCCAAAAGAGUUCCCACGUUCCAUACAGAAACAGCAAGCUUACACAAGUUCUACAAGAUUCCUUAGGUGGGCAAGCCAAAACAUUGAUGUUUGUGCAUAUUAACCCUGAAGUUAACGCGGUAGGAGAGACUAUAAGCACCCUUAAGUUUGCUCAAAGAGUUGCGUCCAUCGAACUUGGAGCAGCUCGAUCAAACAAGGAAACUGGCGAAAUCCGAGAUCUUAAAGACGAGAUAUCCAGCCUCAAAUUAGCAUUGGAGAAGAAGGAGGCAGAGCUUGAAAAAUUGCGAGCUGGUAACAUCCGGAACACAAAUGAUUGUCAGAGAGCAAGAGCAGUUUCUCCUUUCCAUCUCCCAAAAUAUGGUAACGGUGCUGGAACUAAAUCUGAGGCAAGUCCACAGCCAAAUGACAACAACAGAAGUUUCUCAACAGAGAAACAGAGGAAGUCAAGGUUUCCAUCUGCAUUGAGAAACAGAGAAGCAAGCCCAAAGAUGCCAAAUCUAGCAGAAGAGAGGUUAAAUCCAAGAUCACCAUCUCCUCCUAGUAGGAGAUCGUUAUCUACUGAUAGAGGAUCUUCCAUCAAAAGCAGGAAUAAACCUGACGUUUCUCAAAACCUUCCGGUUUCAAGAACUCCUUUCCCAGCUAGAGUCCCAUUAGCCAAAUCCUUUGCAACUGUUCCAUUGAACCCAUCAGCACAAAACAGGCUUCGUGUAGAUAACACCUCAGAGACAUUUCAUAACCAUGAGAAGCUAAGCGCAAGAAAGCUUUUCCCCGAGGUUGAUGAGCAACAUGUCAUGAGGCAUGCACUUAACAUUCGUCAAGGUGGGGUUAAGAAGACCAAAGCAGAGAGCAGCAAAGCCAAGGCAAAGCAACCAUCGCCGGGUAGGUUUCAGAAACUCGAUGUUGGGAUCAGUUUACGUUCUGAGGUGGAUUCUGAAGCAAAGAUCGAAAGUUAUCAGUCGCAAAAGGGGAACAAUCACAACGUGAUGCACUCAAGAUUCCAAAACUUCGACGUUGGUAUCAGCUUGUUCUCUGAUCUCUGUGCUGGAGACAAAUCAGAUUCAACAACACUCAAGAGUGAUGAUUCCUCAGAGGUAGACAACGAGCAUAUACUCGUUGAACCACCUUUGAAAUUGAAGAAUUCACAAAGAAAAUUCUCUGCAAACUCCCAAAACCACAGACUAAGGACGAUUUAUGCUCAUGAGGACACUUCACUCGUGACUAAACUGGAGGACAAGCCUUCAAAUGGUAUGAAUGAAGGUAAUAGUAAUGUAUCUAUGCCUGAGUUUAGGAGAAGUCGUUCAAGGAAUCAUGGAAGGUUUAUGGUGUUACCAUAGAAACAUGUCCCAAAACUACAACAAAUCUAUAUCAGACAUCUAUAUAUAUAUAUGUAUAUGUAUCAUUUGUACAGACACAAUUUGAAGUUUGAGUUUUUUUUUUUCUGGGUUUUGUUUGUGAUAUCCU
Molecule: messenger RNA, 3696 nt
Organism: Eutrema salsugineum
Lineage: Eukaryota; Viridiplantae; Streptophyta; Magnoliopsida; Brassicales; Brassicaceae
Product: kinesin-like protein KIN-14F
Exons: 17
Coding region: 162-3569 (1135 amino acids)
Biological process (GO): microtubule-based movement
Molecular function (GO): microtubule binding; microtubule motor activity; ATP binding
Source: RefSeq, a predicted model, not a curated record